AUGAAAAUAAGUUUAUCAUUUAAUAAAAAAAAAAAGGAAGAAAAUGAAACAAAGGAGUCCAAAGGAGACCAAAAAAAUGACAAUAAUUUUAAAGACAAUAAAAAAGGAACUAAUGAAAGAGAUAAAAUAAAAGAUGUUUUCAAUUCUUCAAGUGAUGAAGAAACUUUUGAUUUUGAAAAUAAUCAUAAUAAAAAAAUAGCAGAAAAAAAAAAAAAAGAAAUUGAAAAUGAAAUAAAGGAGUAUAUAUAUGAGUAUGAAAAUGCUUCAGUUCAGGAAGAUAAAAAUGAAAGGGACACAAAAAAAAGUGAACAACCAAAAAAAGGAAUACAAUAUUUAGGAUAUAAAGGUGAAGAAUUAACAAAAUAUCAUAGUGGUAAGUUAAAAGAAAGUGGAAACAAAAAUCAGUAUAGUAGUAAUGAUAUUAAAAAAAAAACAUAUGGGCCAUCUAAAGAAAUUGAUAAUGAUGUUAAAAAAAAAACUUAUGGGCCAGAGUUUAAAAAAACGAAUACGAGUUCUUAUAAAGAUUAUAGAAGAGAACAAGAUUAUGAUAGAAAAAAAAAUAAAAAAAAUGAUGAUGAUGAUUUAAAUAUCGAUGAAAUAUUUACAAAAAAAGAUAAUAACAAUAGUAAUAAUAAAUCUAAAUAUAUGGAAGCAUUGAUUAAUAGUUCAAAAAGAAGAAUGAUGGAAAAAGAAAUAUUAAUACAAAAGAAACUUAAAAUAGAUACAGAAAAGGACAAAGUUUUUGUUACUAAUGCAUAUAAAAAAAAAAUGGCAGAACGUCAACUAAUAAAACAAGACAUUGAAGAAGAAAAUGAAAAUGCAGCAUCGACUAACCAAACAUCUUUGAAUUUUAAUUUAUUCUUAAAAAAUAUUAAUGCUCCUUCAAAUUAUAAUAGAAACAAUCGCCUUUAUAAUGAAAAUCAAAAUUUAGAUGAUUUUUGA
This is a messenger RNA of Plasmodium vinckei vinckei, 942 nucleotides long. Its product is annotated as conserved Plasmodium protein, unknown function. The coding region runs from base 1 to 942 and encodes 313 amino acids. NCBI's taxonomy places the organism in Eukaryota, Apicomplexa, Aconoidasida, Haemosporida, Plasmodiidae. Gene Ontology annotation, biological process: regulation of alternative mRNA splicing, via spliceosome. The transcript has a single exon. The record is from RefSeq and is a predicted model, not a curated record.